Penicillium daleae is the source of this 915-nucleotide messenger RNA. RefSeq lists its product as uncharacterized. Lineage: Eukaryota; Fungi; Ascomycota; Eurotiomycetes; Eurotiales; Aspergillaceae. Gene Ontology annotation, cellular component: Golgi apparatus. The record is from RefSeq and is a predicted model, not a curated record. The transcript is spliced from 3 exons. Bases 1 to 915 code for a protein of 304 amino acids.
AUGUAUAUGCCUAACACUCACUGGACGUGGUCCUUUGCCAUCGUCACCCUGGUCCAGGCCCUGGUGACGCUGGGCCUUGAAUGUUUCGGAUUUAUCUAUGAGUUGGUCCUUGUGUAUGACGCACUGCGGAUGAAAAACACCAUUCAAGUGAUCGGGUUGUGUGCAUGCAAUUUCGGUCUCUUGAUCUACGGCGCCGUUCAAGUACGACAGAUUCAAAAUGCCGUGGCCGUCCUGUCCGUCAACGACAAAAUCAGCCCGGUCGUCUGGGCCGAGUCCGAGCCGUUUUUGAUCAUUAUUCCGUGCAUCGUCGCGCUUGGAUCAAUUCUGAUGACCUUUGUUGCAUGGAAGCUGUACGACGAGUUCGCGUGGACCAUCUACAAGCACAUCAGUGCAGACCUCCGCAUGAAGCGCCGCUACCUUACCUACCAGAUUUACAUCGCCCUGCUGAAGUUCGAUUUCUUCUUUUUCCUCGGUUUUACCGUGCAGUUCCUGGUCGUGGUAUCCUCCUCCAAGCACGAUGCCGAGUUCUACUUGACCAUCAUCGCGGUUCCCGUGACCAUCAUUAUUCUGCUUUGCGGUGCCUGGUUCGUCCGCCGCGAAUUCACUACUGGCAUGAUCAUCAUUAUCUUGCUGUUAUUCGCGGCCCUGGGGUACUUCUGCUUCAAACUCUUCCGCAUGUACGCCCCGGCAACAUUCCCUCAAUAUCUUCCCGCUCGUCCCUCGAUGACAUUCUUCGCCAUCAUCACCCUGAUUCUGAUUGUCAUCACGAUUGUCAUCUCCUGCAUAUGCGUGCACAACUUCAACUGUGGCCUGAAGCCGCAUAUCAACAAGAAGAAGGACCGGCCCGAGGAGAAAACUACCGAGCUCUCCGAUAAUGUCAACGGCCAGGUUCCUUCUCGGAUGAUGAUUGACUAG